Molecule: messenger RNA, 2604 nt
Organism: Cydia fagiglandana
Lineage: Eukaryota; Metazoa; Arthropoda; Insecta; Lepidoptera; Tortricidae
Exons: 2
Coding region: 304-2604 (766 amino acids)
Molecular function (GO): catalytic activity
Source: RefSeq, a predicted model, not a curated record
AGUUUAGGGCGGCCGAGAGGAAAAUACCGAUUUUUAUCUCAAAUGUAAACAAAGAUUGCCUUGAAUCCGAUAUUAUAAACUAUGUCAAGGACAAAACACAGGAAAACAUAAUAUUAGAAAAACUAAAUAUCCAAAAAAAAUCCCAUAAUGCAUUCAAGUUUUUCGUAUUGGAAAGUAAAGAGUCACUUUUCCUGGAUGCUAAAAUAUGGCCUACGGGCAUAGUAUUUAAGAGAUUUGUGCAUUUUAGGCAAAGCACGGCGAACAGAAAGACAUCUGUUGACGGCACACAUAAUAGCAUUCAUAAUGGAAAAAACAAAUAACCAAAAAUGUAUAAAUAGUGCCAAUGGAUUGGUACAGUUAGUAAGCUUUAAUUGUAAGAACGUAAAGCGGUCAGUGGAUUCUAUACGGCAAUUAUGUCAGUCUUCGGAUGUCAUUGCCUUGCAAGAAACCUGGUUGCGGCCUGACGAUAUACAUUACUUAGCUGAGAUAGACACAAGGUUUGGAUAUACUGGAACCUCAGCGAUGGACACCACGGUUGGCAUGAUUCGUGGAAGACCGUAUGGCGGUGUCGCGCUGAUGUGGAAUAAGAGUGUGUUUCCCAACGUUUCUAUUGUGCAGUGUGAUAACGCGCGCGUAAGUGCCAUAAAAAUUAACCUCCCUCGAGAAUCGUUACUUGUGUUCAGUGUUUACAUGCCUACGGAUAAAAUUAUGAACUUAGUGGAAUUUACGGAUUGCCUUAGCCUGGUGAGUGCUACUAUUAUUAAUGAGGAUGUCCGUUUAGCAUAUAUAUUAGGAGACUUUAACGCUCAUCCGGGCGAAUUAUUUUAUAACGAAAUGAUAAAUUUUUGUUCCGAACAAAAGUGGACUUGUGCUGACAUUGAAACGUUAGGAUUGAGAUCAAAUACCUACAGUUUUAUCAGCGAGGCUAACGGGUCUAGGCGGUGGCUAGACCACAUUUUGACGACGGAAUCUGCCACGAAAACAAUUGUAAAUGUUAGCUUUAAUUAUGAUGUAAUAUGGUCAGACCACUAUCCUCUCUGUAUUAAAUGUAACUUUGGUAAUAUUGGGUCCGAGUUAUUAUACGAAAUAAAGCCUGUGACUAACAAGAUUAUUUGGGGGGAAAGAAAACCCGAACAAGUAGAUCUGUAUAACAAAAUUUGUAAUGAGCGGCUUGGCCGAAUUAAUUAUUCUAAUGACUUUAAAUCUUGCGGUGACCGUUGUUGUGAUGACGACACACACAAAAAACUUAUAGAUGCAUUAUAUGUUAAUAUAAUAGAGGUUUUGAGCGAUGCGGCCACUAGUUGUUAUUCUUUGAAACGUGCCUUUAAAAAGAAACCAGUAGUCAUUGGAUGGAACAAAUAUGUCCGUGCGGCGCAUUUGGAGGCUAGGGAAAAAUUUAAGUUAUGGAUUUUGUAUGGAAAACCUAAAGCCGGACGUGUUUAUGAUGACAUGCAAAGUAGUCGUAAUGUUUUUAAACAGCGCUUGAAGUGGUGUCAAAAUCACAGCGAACAAAUAAAAAUGGACAUCUUGGCAAGUCAUCAUAGAAAUCAAGACUUUCGUAGCUUUUGGAAAUCAACUAAGAGGCUGAAUGGCAAACCUAGUCUUCCGGCAAGUAUUAAUGGCAUUAGCGAUCAUAACAGUAUAGCCAGCAUAUUUAAAUCUCAUUUUACUGUAUCGUCACCUUUGGUGGCAUCGCCGUCAGAAGAUGAUGAAUGGCCGCGAGGACAGGAAAUUAUAGCUAGAUUUGAUGCGAAAGACGUACAUGCAGUAAUUCAAUCAAUGGCUCGGGGAAAAUCUCCUGGACACGACGGCCUAAGCAUAGAACACCUUAAGUAUGCUGGCUCUCACUUGCCUAGAGUACUGGCCUUAUUAUUUAACCUUUGCAUGAGUCAUUCUUACUUGCCGGAUGCUCUAAUGAAAACUGUAGUUGUGCCAAUAGUUAAAAACAAAAAUGCUGAUAUAAGUGAUAAAAACAACUAUAGGCCGAUUUCAUUGGCAACCGUGAUCUCUAAGGUGCUUGACAGUCUGCUCAGCACUCAGCUUGACAAGUACCUAAAUCUACAUCACAACCAAUUCGGUUUCAGACCGGGCCUGUCAACCGACACGGCUAUCUUGAGUUUAAAGCAGACAGUCAGGUACUAUACGGGUCGAAGCACGGCCGUGUAUGCGUGUUUUCUUGACCUCUCUAAAGCGUUCGACCUGGUUAAUUAUGAUGUAUUAUGGCAGAAACUAAAAAACAUCAAUAUGCCUACUGAGCUUUACUGCCUUUUUAAGUUCUGGUAUAUUAACCAGGUCAACGUGGUGAGAUGGUCAAACGCAUAUUCGGAUCCAUACAGGUUGGAGUGCGGGGUGAGGCAAGGGGGUAUCUCCUCACCCAAGCUCUUCAACCUGUAUGUAAAUGCAUUAAUAGAGGAGCUCAGCAGCACUCAUGUCGGCUGCCACAUUGAUGACGUAUGUCUCAACAACUUAAGCUACGCUGACGACAUGGUGCUGUUGAGUGCCUCUCCGUGUGGCCUUGGGCAGUUGCUUGGCAUAUUACAACAAUGCCUUCAGGAUGAUGAUGGGGCUGUCUCGCUACUGCAGCGCAUCGGGGAUGUUUGCUGA